This is a messenger RNA of Sipha flava (yellow sugarcane aphid), 2742 nucleotides long. RefSeq names its product zinc finger protein 888-like. NCBI's taxonomy places the organism in Eukaryota, Metazoa, Arthropoda, Insecta, Hemiptera, Aphididae. The transcript is spliced from 6 exons. Bases 497 to 2677 code for a protein of 726 amino acids. The record is from RefSeq and is a predicted model, not a curated record.
AUAACCGUGUGCCUACGGUUGGUUACAUUGCACACACCGAUUAUAACAUCGCAUACACUGUGAUUGUACAGCAAUUUUAAUCGUCAAGACAAUGGCGGUUCGCGGUCACUCUGACGUCGUUAACGUAACGAUUGGUGUUCCGCUGUUAUAGCUGUCUACGCGAUACAGCCACAUCUCUGAAGUUACUAACGCGUUUAGGCGGUUCAUUUUGAAAAACAAAUUCUUGUAUUAUUUUCACCAUUCUGCUUGUGCCAACAGUUUUAUUAUGGACAAAUAAUAAUUUCGUCGGCCCCGUGAUAAUUUUUCAAGUCAUUUGCAAGAAUAAGAAAACUCUGUCUUUAUCAAAACGUAAGUAAAAGGUUCCUGUGUACGAUUUUUCAGCCGUCUUUCGCUCAUCGUACAAAUGCGCUGACUUAAUAUUUCGUAUUUGUGUUGAACCAUCGAAACGUGACUGCAACAAUCGUUUCUACUAACCGAUAUUAACGUUCCAAGUUAAAUGGAGAGCGUCGCGUGCCCACUUUGCUGUGAAGACAGUUUUUCCAAUCAAGAUUUGUUGAAAUAUCAUUUACUAAGCUUGACCACAAAUAUCCAAUGUCCUUUCUGCGGGAAACAGUGUGAUGACAUCAACUCGUUGGUUGAUCAUUUGGACAAGAUGUGCACGGACAAAAAUAACGAGUUGGAGAAGACCGUGCUUGACAAUGAAAUGAUUGUUGUUUAUCCUGAUGACGAUGAACCUGACCUCGAAAACGAAAUAGAUGUAUAUGAUAAUCUAGUAAAAGAAGAAGAUUAUCAAAACGAUGACCGACAAACAGAUACUGAUUUAGAGACUGGCGUUAAAAAAUUUAUUGAAGAAUUUACUGAUGAUGAUCAAUCUAAAACAAUGGCACGGUCAUCAGAUAUUGAAUCUCAAGUAGAACAAAAUGUUUAUCAUUGUUCAUAUUGUAAUAUAAAUUUCCCAUCGAUUCAGGAUCAUAUUGACAGCUGCCAUAAAGGACAAGAAGUUGUAUUUCAAGUUACUGAAAAUACAGACAUUAAUAAUACUGUAAAAAAUAUGGCUGAAAUGAUUGAUAAACAAACUUCACAAUCAGGAACCUGGAUAAAAUGGGGAAAUGGCUACUUUUAUACAAAUCAUUAUGAUUUGGUACAAGAGCAUUUAAAUGAAAAACAUUUUGUGAAUGUUACUAAAUUAGAAAAAAAUGAAAUUUUAAGCUCUACUGGAAAAGAUGACUUACAAAAAAUUAAAAUUGAAAUUGAAGACAAAGAACAGAAUAAUCCAGAACAAACUGAUAACAAAAUAUUGUAUGCAAACAUGUACACCAAUCAUUGUAUUACUGAUGCAUAUGGUGAUCGAUUCUUUGAUACACCUAUUUAUUUACUCCAUCGAGUGGCUGAAAAUGUUAAUGAUUAUUUUCAAGUCGAAGCCCGUAAGUUGAGUUUUAAUAAACGAAUUCGUGUCAUAAGACUUAAAUCUAACAAUGAUCGUUUUAGUUUUGAACAAAUAUUAUUUCAAAAUAAACCAUAUGAUAGCAAUAUUAUUCCAUCACUAGAAAAAGUAACAGAUUGUAGUGAAUACGCUCAAUUAGAAAAUAUGAAUAAUUGUCUUCUGCUUACUUGGAAGUGUAAAGAAUGUAAUGUAAGAUCUGAUCAUUGGACUAAAUUAAAUAAACAUAACUGCAAAGAAGGUGAAUCAGUGGUAUCUAAAUCAAAAAAAAAUGUGGAAAGCAAAAAUCCAGCUUUAAGAAAUAACAAUCGGUCUGUUACUACUGUUCGUACUCAGCAUAUUUGUCCACAUUGUAAUGGAGAGUUUGAUUCAGAAGGUUAUUUAAGAACACAUCUUAUGGUACACAUAAAUGAUUCAAAUAAAUGUCCAUUCUGUGAUCAACCGGUAGCACCAGAAAUGAUGGAGACUCAUUUAAUAGCCCAUCAAAAUCCUAAGUUUUCUAACUUAAAAUUUUUAUGCAAUGUAUGUAAUAAAUGUUAUGAUUCUGAAUUUCGUCUCCGAUGUCAUCAAAGAGCACAUGAAAUGCGACGUAAACCACGUGAAGUAUUGAUCUGUGAUGUUUGUAAUGCUCAGUUUAAUGACAAAAAUUCUUUAAAACAUCACGCUAUUACACAUAUUGAACCACCUGAACGUUUACGUCGAUUACAUGAAUGUCGUUUUUGUGGAAAAACUUUUGUUAAACCUAUUGAAAAAGUAAAUCAUGAAAGAGUUCAUACUGGUGAGAAACCUUUUGCCUGCCCAGUCUGUGGGCGUUGUUUCAGACUAAAGGAUCUUGUACAGAAACACAUGCGAGUACACACCAAAGAAAGACCUUAUAAAUGUCGUCAUGAAGGUUGUGAAAAAACAUUUAGUGCUUCAAGUAGUAGAGUUAACCACGAACAAGGUCAUUCUGGCAUCAAGCAAUUCAAAUGUUUUUAUUGUCCUAGAUAUUUUAAGAAUUGGGUGUCGAGGAGUAAUCAUGUUCAAGAACACAUGGUUCAACAUAAAUGUGAAAUCUGUGAUCGUUCAUUUGUAUCAUUUUGUAAUUAUAAAAAACAUUUGAAAAUGCAUGCAGAAGGACGACUUAAAUUCAAAUGUAUGAUUUGCCGUCAAGCAUUUGGAAGACAAUUAUUUUUAGAUAAUCAUUUGACUAGUGAACACCAAAUGAAAGCCCAUAAAGGACACAUAACAACAUAAAGUUUUAUUUAUAGUUUUAAUGAUUUUAUACCAAAAAUACUGUGAAUAGCUGAAAUUAAAUUAAU